Molecule: messenger RNA, 4544 nt
Organism: Ahaetulla prasina
Lineage: Eukaryota; Metazoa; Chordata; Lepidosauria; Squamata; Colubridae
Gene: MAP7D3
Product: MAP7 domain containing 3
Exons: 21
Coding region: 216-2726 (836 amino acids)
Biological process (GO): microtubule cytoskeleton organization
Cellular component (GO): microtubule cytoskeleton
Source: RefSeq, a predicted model, not a curated record
CUCUCCUCCUCAUCCUCCGCCCACCCGCCCACCCCCCCUCAAGCGAAAGGGCUCCGGGGCGUGGCUUUGUGCCGCGCCUGCGCCGUCGCGCCCGCCGCCGUCCCCGCGUCCCUUCGGCAGUUCCGCGCCACCGGCCUGAGGCGGCGGCGGCGGCGGCGGUGGUUCUGCCGGCGUGUGGAGCGAACGAGGCUCCGGUCCGCCUCUCGGGGGUGAAGAUGGCGGAAGGGAGCGGCGGAGGGGCGUCUCCCGGGGUCCCCACGCCGCCUCCCUCGACCCUGAAGGGGCUGCGGGAGCAGAUGGUUGCUGCGGCCCAAGCAUUAGCCGAAGAAAGAAGAAACCAAGGUGGGGUUAGCACUGUUUCACUCCAGGCCCCAAUAAGCACAAAAGUAAAACCAGUGCUUGAUGGUUCUCUCUUGAAAUCAGAAGAAAGGCAGAGGCUUGCUCGGGAACGUCGAGAAGAGCGGGAGAAACAGCAUGCUGCCAAAGAAACACAGAUCCUGGAGAAGGAGAAGAAAGCGAAGCUGCAGUACGAAAAGCAAAUGGAAGAGAAGCAGAAACGGCUGAAGGAGCAGAAGCUGAAAGAGCAGCAGAGAAGAGCCGCAGUGGAGCAGAAGAGGAAACAGAAGAUCGAAGAGGAAAAAGUGCAUUACGAAGCGGUGGUCCAUCGAACGUUGGAACGCAGCCAGCGGUUGGAUACGCGGCAGAAACGGUGGUCGUGGAGCGGGUCGGUGACAGACACCAGCGGGAAGGCAGACGCCCCAGCUGUAGCUGAAGCCAGCAAGCGCUCUGCGUCGGCACUGAACCUCAAACAGCCCGAAACAGCCCUUCACAAACGCCUCUCGUCCUCGGCAGCACUUCUCAAUUCUCCCAGCGCAGGAACAGCUAAAAGGAGUUCUUCCCUAAACAGGCUGAAUAACAAAAGUUCUGUGAAUUCUGAGCAAGGACUACCCAACGCUUCACAAGCAGAGCAGAAAGGAGAACCAGAGAAGAAGCGGAGUUCAUCGCUGAGCAGAGUGAGCAAUAAACUUCCCGAAAUAGAAAAUGUGCAGAAAGAAGAAAAAGCAGCUCGGCGUUUGGUCGGCUCCUUGGAGAACACCUCCGUCAGUCGCCUGCUCGCCCCCACCCAGGCCUCUCUAGCCAGGAGUAAGAGCGCAGCCACCUUGUCUGCUGAGGGCAAAGAUUCCGCAGCUUCCACCAGCUUCCCAGCCCACCUCCCCAGAGUGCCAUUACGUAGUCGCAGCACAGACCGAUUGAAGGGGGCUGCCGCCUCUUCCUCGGAACGCGUCUCCUCAGAAUCUGCACAGAAACCUGAGCCAGCAAAGCAGCCCCCAUCUUCCACAGGGAGGAGAGCUCCUUCACCUUCUCUGCCCAGCUCCAGGCGCUCAGUCUCACCCGGGAACGUGGGGAAAUUCCCUCCUUCUCCAGCAACGAUCAGACGCAGGACGCAGCCGUCUUCCCUGAAUGUCUCGCGGCAGCGGCCAUCCUCACCCAUGGCGGCCUCGAAACCGGCCCCGAUUCAGCGCCCGCCCCUCACCCCCAACGUCCUCGGCGUCACCAAAAAGAAGAGCGAGACGGACAGCAGUCCAGCCCCUCAGGAGCAGGGAGCCGUUGGGGGCCCCUCGGAGAAAGAACUGCCCGCAGGACCCUCUAAAACCAAAGAAGAUACGAGUGGCAAAACUCUUCCAGGGACCACAACCGCCGAAGAAGCAUCGAAGAUCUUGGCAGAGAAACGCCGCCUUGCCCGGGAACAGCGAGAGCGCGAAGACCAGGAAAAGCUUCAAAGAGAAGAGGAAGAAAGAAUCCGGAAAGAGGAGCUGGCCAGCUUAGCCCAGGAGAAGCAGGCCCAGGAAGAGGCCGCUCUCCGGGAGAUGGAAGAGCUGAAGAGAGCAGAAGAAGAAGAGCAGCAGCAGCUGGCUGAGAAGGACCGAAUUCAGAGGGAGCAGGAAGAGCAGGAGAAGCUGGCAGACCUUCAGCUGCAGCGGGAAGAAGCCGAGGCGAAGGCCUUCGAAGAGGCCGAGAAACAGCGGCAGGAACGGGAGCGAAUUAUGCAGCAGAACCUGCAAGAGAGGAUGGAGAGGAAGAAGAGAAUCGAAGAAAUAAUGAAGAGGACGCGGAAGGCCGAGCAGAGCGACGCUAAAAAUGAAGAUAAGUCGAAUGAGGAAGAUGAGGACGUGGAAGAAGAUGAAGAGCACGGUCUGGAAAAGCAAGAUCAGCCAGAGAAGUCCAAAUGCCAGGAGUCCUGUCUCAAAGACGUUCCGGAGGCCUUGUGCCAUUUGGCUUUGCUGCAAGAAGACUCAAAAAUGGGAGCAGACGACGUCUUCCUCAAUGGGAAUAGACAGGAGGAGGAGGAAGAAGAAGAGGAAGAGGAGGAGCGGAGGGAAGAUGGGCCCCCCCUGUAUUUCGGCCAGUCAGUAGAAACCAGUAUUCCAGCCAAAGGACCGGUCAUCGAGAACUCGGAAAUCCUGCACGUGAACGAAGACGAUCGCCCCGUGGGAUUUAUCCCUAACUUUAACGGAAAGCCUUCCGCGUGGAAUUUCGAAGAAAUCAUUGAUCUCGGGGUGCAUACUAAGACAGGCAGGCUCAGUUCGGAGAGCAUGGCGGCUGAUGUGCCCGGCCAGAAGUUUAGAGACGGCCCUCCGUUACCAGCAAGCCCAAAGCUGGCGUUUGAGGAGGACGGUGGCAUGAAUCCCUUGACCAAAUCCAUCGAGGCGGCAUCAGAACUCUGAACACUACAAGUCCGGAAGGCUCCUGAGGGCCACGCAAGGGAUGCGCAGGGAUCCUCCAGGCAGGAAGGCCUCGAUUUGAAAAAAAAAAAGCUGCUUGUCGACUUCACCUCCACGUUUCUCUCCACGUCACCCGCAACAGCCCCCCCCAUCUCCCCAGCCAAUCCGGCGUUGCCCCUCGAAACGUCGCAAAGCAGGAAGGGCAGGGAGUUACGUCGCUGUUGCUUUAGCCGCACCCUUUAACGAGAUUUUUGCUUUUUAAAAAACAAAAUAACCCCAUUGUUCUCCUUUGGAUGAAAUGUUCCGUCCGUUGCUGUUGAUCUUUAAUAUCCCUCCCGGUUUUCGCCAGUAAACACGGCGGCUUGUACCAGGGACUUUUUAACAAGCUAGCAUUCGCCCAGGAUACCCCCCGUCUGUAAGGUAACACGGUUUAAUCCGAUGUAUAUUUAAGCAAAAAAACCACAAAAAAACGGAGCCAAUGUCAUGUGCUUGUCGCUCUCCCCCUCGCGCGUGUUGUUUCGGGGGAGCGACGGUUACUUCGAAUUUAACUUGAAUAUCUGAAAACAUAGCACCUCACUCUAGAACGAGUCCGUUUUGAGUCAGAUCGUUUCUCAGCUUAAAAACAAACGAACAGCAACCUCUUUGAUUGUCUCUACCAACACUUGAAAACAAAGCGCAUGUUCCGGACGGACGGGGGAUUUUUCAAAACUCAACAGGGCCCCCUGAAGUCGGGACAGCGCUCCAUUCUGUUGCCUUACGCGGUUCUCUCUCUGGGGCCAGCCUCCCCCGCCCCCUCCUCAGUGUGGCAAGGGGAGGCUCCAUGGAGACCACACCCAGUGAAGUCUGGCUCACCAGCAGGAGCUGGGUGUGAAGAGCAACCCUAAGACCCGGGUGUGUGUUUGUGCAGGGUGUAAGGAAGGAGAGCAAGCCUAGCCGAGACCUCCAACUGCAGAAAACCCCCAGACUGCAUGCUUUUAAGGGGGUGCGGGUGCAGAACAUCUUCCCUUAUUUAUCUAUUUUUAUUCAUUGAUGGGUGUCCUGGCAGGUGGCCUUCAUCAAGUCGCGCUGUGGCUUUUUCAAGCUAUCGCAUACCGUAGCAUCCCUGUCUGGUUAGCCAAACCGAGCGUCCCUCCUGCUCAUUUAUUUGUGGGGCGGGGGCGGGGGGGAGAAAACAAGCUUUGUGGAAAACUCACCCUGAAAUUCAUAGUAGCCUCAGCCAGGAGCUCUUGGCAGCCCCCCACCUCACCCCCCCUCCCACCCUGGUCCUGUUGGGCGGGUCGGUGUCCCAAACUGAUAAACCAUCCGGCGGUUCUACGUUGAACCUUCCCAGACCUGUUAAGUAUUAUAUUUGUCUGUGAACACAAUACCAGUAUUAAAACCCUUCGAAGGUGCUCGUUCUUCUCUGGGCCGUGUGAAUUGCACUCCAGGUUUUUCCUCUUCUAGCUUUAAGUCACCGCUUGCCUCCAGCCGUGGGAGCUGAGGCUUACGUGUUCAGCCCAGCAGCUCGGUUCUCGUUUUGUUUUUUUGCCUAGCAAAAGAAGGAAUGAAGCUUUCUGCAAAUGCAUAGAAAGGAGAACGGUCUUAGGCCCGCAUCCUGCUUCUCUCCCCUCCCUCUCCCCAAAUUCCCAAUUUCUUCAAAGAGCUGUUCUCUCGAAACGACUGUGAGCCCCCCACCCCCCCAACCCAUUCCUUCGCUUGCAAGCCUGCUCCUCAACCCCUUUUCAAGCCCAGAUGUUCCCCUUGGAACCAUUUCUGGGAACGCACACCCCACUUCCUCCCUUCCCCCCCAUUAAAUCACCCAAGCCUCUUGUCCCCGCAGGC